GCCACACCAUCGUCCCCUGGCGGGCGGGACUAAGAGCUAGCGGGCAGCCAAUGGGCGGCCGAGUAUAGUCGCAGGGUCACGCCCACUCACGCAACGUCCUGUUGUCCCGGCGACGCCUCAGGCCUCCCUGCGUCGCGUCGGAGCGAGAGCGAACCGGGCCGGAGAUGAAGAAGGCGGCGGCGGCUGUCGUGGCGGUGGGGGUUCCCGGAUGUCCCGGCGUCUCGCCGGUGCCUGGUUUCCUGGCCAAGCUUUGGGCCCUCGUGGAGGAUCCUGGGAGCGACGACGUGAUCUCGUGGAGCCGGAAUGGGCAGAACUUUUGCAUUCUGGAUGAACAGAGGUUUGCUAAGGAUCUGCUCCCCAAGUACUUCAAACACAACAACUUGUCCAGCUUCAUUCGUCAGCUCAACAUCUAUGGCUUCAGGAAGGUGAUUGCGCUGGAGAACGGCAUGAUGACCUCUGACAAGAACUCUGCCAUUGAGUUUCAGCACCCAUUUUUCAAACGAGGGAAAGCCAACUUGCUGGCAAACAUCAAGCGGAAGGUGUCCACAGUGAGAGCCGAGGAUCUCAAAGUCUGCCCAGAAGACCUGCACAAAGUUCUGUCUGAAGUCCAGGAAAUGAGGGAGCAGCAGAACAACAUGGAUCUCAAGCUGGCGAGUAUGAAAAGGGAAAACAAAGCUCUCUGGAAAGAAGUGGCAUCUCUACGGCAGAAGCACAAUCAGCAGCAGCAGCUCUUAUCUAAGAUCCUCGAAUUCAUUCUGGGAUUGAUGAGAGGAAACUGCAUUCUGGGGCUCAAAAGGAAAAGAUCUCUGGCUGAUGCGCCAAAUGCCUCACCUUCAAAAUACAGCCAUCCGUAUGUUCGCAUUCCUGUGGAGGAUUGUGAAACAGCAGCUAUUUCAGAACAUAGUCCAGACUGCGAAGACUCAAUUAUAAUUCGUGACAUCACAGAUGCAGAAGAGGAAGAGAAGGAUGUUGGUGGCACAGAUAAGCUGCUGGCUCUGGCACACACGAGUAAGGGGAAUCGGGAGGCCGAGAUGCCCUCAAGAGAAGGCAGUACUGCCUGCAAAGGACUUCAGACUUCAGAACUGGAGCUCCCAGAAAGUGACUACCCAAUCCAGCUUGUAGAGUCGCCACUCAAGACCAGUGCGGUGGCGGCUAAUGCUGUGGAGUUGCAUUCUGCACAGUCCAGUGCUAAUGAAGACCCUGCAGCAGUGAUAGACUCCAUCUUGGAUGAAAACCAAACGGUAGCACAGAAUGACUCUUUGCUUGACAGGGAAGAGAUGCAAGACUUCUUGAAUUGUAUUGAUGCAAGCCUCGAGGAACUCCAGGCGAUGCUGUCUGGAAAGAAAUUGAACUGUGCCUCAGAAACGCUUCCCGAUGCCUUCAGUCCUGAGCUUCCUGUAUUGGAUGGGACCUUGACAGAAGUUCCUGCUGGUUUGGAAGAUAUAGAGGAUUUGCCAGAAAGCACAGGCACGAUUAACGGGAUGAACGAGCAGGAAACACUGGGGCAGAACGACAUGCAGUUGAUUCAGUACCGAGGGAACCCUUUGCUUUCGCUGUUUGAAGAGCCUCCUUCUAACAAAGAUGCAUGCAUAGUGGAGGAUGCCGGUGAUGUUCUCCUGGCUUCCCUAGAGGACAGGCCUUGCGAUCCUCUUCCUUUGAGUGGCGAGGCACCUCAGCAGCUCCUGGAUCCAGCAACUGAGGCAGGUGGGACCACUACCUUGGUGUCCCUGGAUCAGCCCCUUCUCCCGGAAGACAUGAAUGGGGACUAUAAACUCUUUCCGCUCCUGCUUCUCAGUCCAGUUGCAAAUUUCAUAGAAGAGGCCUCAGAAAUAGACACAUCUUGAACUGUGUCCGAAAACCUUCAGGAAACUGCUUUCUUGCUGUAAAAAGACUCAGAAUGUAAGCCUGGUGGGGAUCCUGCUUCUCUCUCUGCAAUUCUGUGUCCUACAUGGACGAGGGAAGGUUGUUUUUACCAAAAAUAGUGCUGUUUAAGAAAGGCAGCUGGAAAGCCAGAGUUGUACUGCACUGAUUUUUUUUAAAGGAAGAGAAGAAAAACUUCAUACUACUCUCAAGAUUAUUUUAUAUAUGAGUAUUUUAUUCCCAGGGCAAUUGUUUGUACCUCAUUGUAAAGUUUGCCUAUUAACAUAUGGGUUUUUAAGCAGUCUAGUGUCAUAUCUAAUAUUGCAAAAUUGCAUUUAUUUUCUUGUUAAACUCUGCCUCUAAGGUGGCUUAUACUCUGUCAGAAUUAGUUUGUGGUUGGUUUUUUCAACAUUGCAAAGGCUCUUUUUUCUUUUUUCCUUCUGCCCUUUUUGCCACACUUUUGGUUUUGUCUUUGGCUACACCACAUUUUAUAUAUUCUUAGACCUCCCUCUAGAUAGCAGUGUAAGCAAUUUCUGUUUCCUAUGGAAAACAUAUUUUUAGCUUGUCUGUUUCAAAUGACACUAGUAUAUAAAUACUUUGCUGGAUAUUAAGAUAUUCUGCAAAAAGCUGAUUUCUUGUGCUCGUUGUAUGCGUAAUCCUGAUAUAACAUUCACAAGUCUCCUCAGUAAAUUGGUGGAAAUAUACAAAAGAAACAUCAAGAUAACCUUUAUUCUUGUGCAAAAAUCAGUAAUGCUUUGUUUGAUACAACUGCUUCCCCUAAAUUCCCCUGCUUCCAUUGUGUAGCUGUUUACCCCUUCCCCAGAAGCAGCCCUGUUGGGCAAAGCCAUCUGUAGCCCUUGGCAGGAGUAAAUGCCCCUCUGUUUUGUGCCUGAGUGAGAUAUGACCCUGACCUUUAAGCUUUCAGCAUCCAAAGCAGGAAUAUGUUGAUGAACAUCAAAUACAUGGAGAUAAUUAAGGCUUGCUGAUGGGCUUUGUUUCAUGAGCUACGAUUAUAAGACUUAACAAAACUGUCAUCAGAAUAGGUGGCUUUUCUUUACAAGUAACUUCCUGCCUCAUAUGCUUGAAAAACUGGCUAACAAAGACUUCUGCAAAUUUAAUCUCAUUUGUAUGUCAAUUGAAAAUCUGGGCAUAACCAGAGAUUCUCCAAAUCAAUUGGUUUGGUUUAUCCUAAGCUGUGUUUUUCGUAUAGUUUCUCUUCCACCUUUAGUUGCGAAGGUCCUUCCUGCUCUUUUGCUGUUUCCUCCUCUUCUUUCGUGCAAAAAACACCCACAUCCUCUAUAUGUCCUGACUUCACAAAUUAAGAUUCUAUGUGUUUUUUGUAUAUAAUAGAAAAAUUAUAUGGGAAAGUCAGAGCUCGAGCAAGUUUACUCCUGCUAAAUCACAGUGCUCAUCCGAGAUUUUGCAUUUUUGCAGUCUUUGGUCCAAGGGAUGAAUGUAAAUUUAAACUCAAUUUUGGGAGCGAAAAUAUUUAUUUUUGUCUGUCUUUAGAAAUGCCACAAACUCAAGACCUAUGUACUUUGAAGGAAUGUAGCAACCACUUGGAGUAGUUUCUCUUUCUUAGUACAGUGUCAAACCUUUGUAAGUUUCCUGUCGUCCGUGUACGCAGGAUGUGGAACUGGUUAGCUGGAGGAAUUUGCACAAGUCAUUAAAUUUCAGGAUUGUCACACCAACAAA
Rhineura floridana is the source of this 3555-nucleotide messenger RNA. RefSeq names its product heat shock factor protein 3-like. Gene Ontology annotation, biological process: regulation of DNA-templated transcription. Gene Ontology annotation, molecular function: sequence-specific DNA binding; DNA-binding transcription factor activity. The record is from RefSeq and is a predicted model, not a curated record. Lineage: Eukaryota; Metazoa; Chordata; Lepidosauria; Squamata; Rhineuridae. The transcript is spliced from 13 exons. Bases 165 to 1844 code for a protein of 559 amino acids.